This is a messenger RNA of Drosophila elegans, 2633 nucleotides long. RefSeq names its product IQ and AAA domain-containing protein 1-like. NCBI's taxonomy places the organism in Eukaryota, Metazoa, Arthropoda, Insecta, Diptera, Drosophilidae. Gene Ontology annotation, molecular function: ATP hydrolysis activity; protein binding; ATP binding. The record is from RefSeq and is a predicted model, not a curated record. Bases 88 to 2583 code for a protein of 831 amino acids. The transcript has 5 exons.
CAACUGCAAAACGAGCGUGGCAACGAUCCUGUUUGGCUAUAAUCAAAAAAAAGGGUUUCAGUUUGCAUUGAAGAAUCGCUUAUCAGCAUGUCCAGCACUUAUUUCAACGAUAUCUGGCACCAAUCCCAGCAUGAAUGCGAGCUGCUGUCCACCAUUGACUACGAGAGGCAGCACCAGGAUGUGGAGACAACGGUGGCCACCAUGAAUGCCGCAGUCGGCUCCGUCGCCGCCGAUGCGGAUGCCAAGGCCCUGCUGCAGUCGAGUCUGUACGAGUUUUAUCUGCGCUAUAUCUGUCUGAGCAAUCGCCUGGAGGAUGUUUACGAUAAUAUGAUCCAGCCCCAGAAGCGUCAGUUGGUACGCAAAUUGUUGGACGCCUGUCUGGGUCGUGUGGUUGAGCUGAAGCACGAUCUCGUGAACAUUGAUCUGAUGGAGUUCAGCUACAACGACGAGGUGGUGGAGCGUCUGCGGCUGACACCCAUGGAGACGGAGCUGCGCAUUCCCCGCUACUUCCUUCGCGAGCGGCAGCAGGAAUUGGAGUUCCGCAAGAAGACAAUGCAGGAGAUCCUGGUGAAACUGGGCUGGCUGGAGGAGCACGAGCUGGAGGAGACGGUGACCACCGAGAUCGAGGCCAUUCGAAUGCUGCAGAUGCACGAGCGUGCGCGUCAGGGACGUUUGCGUGCCCACUUCAUGAAGGAGAUUAGAAUACUCAAGGAGAAGGGUAAGUCGGAGGAGCGGAGCGAAAAGGAGCGCAGUGACUCCGGUCUCUUGGCCGCCAUGAAGAUCCAGAAAAUGUGGCGUGGCCACACAGCCAGGCGGAUCACACGUCGCCGCAAGAUGGAGGAGAUGAUCCUGAUUGGCAUGCUCCCGCCGCCGGCGGCGGUGGUCAAGGAACGGGCCGAAAAGCUGGAGAAGCUGCAGCACAACGAGAAGCGCUACCAGGCGCAAGCCCUUUACGGAGAACAGUUUGAGGAGCGACAACGAGCCUUACAGGAGGAGAUCCGGGCCAAGCACGGCGCCAGCAUGAAAGAGGACAUCGCCGACGAGAUCCGGGCCUGGGUGAAGGAUUGCUACGACAAGACGGGCAAGCUGCCCGACUUUCCCUCCGAGGAUCAGGGUGGCUCCCUGCACAUCUUCAGCAGACCCGGCACGGAGAGCGAGCACAGCCGCUCGUCAGCACGCUCCUCCAAGGAGUCGCGGAAGACGAAGGACAAGUCGAAAUCGCCGGCGCGCAGCGGUGACCUUAACGUCAACGAAAACCAGGAGGAGGAGGUCAGCUUCCAGCCGGCGCCAUCCGUCUGCCUGCCAGACAUUCGCGCUGAAAUCGAUCUCUUUAACGAUACCUGGCGCGACAAAGAUGAGACGGGGGUGCUGAGCCAGGCGGCCUACGAGGACAUGAUCUACAGCGACAAGUACCAGGAGGUGGAGCUGGAGUUCCGGCGUGCCGUCGACGAAGUGAUGCGCCAGGAGAUCGAACUGCUGCAGACGGCGGUCGGAAAGAAGGUUAAGAAGAGCAGCAAAAAGACUCGACGCUCCGGCAAGAAGAGCAAAAAGAAAAAGGAGAAGGAUCUCACGCCGGACCGCACCACGGAGUCGCUGUACGAGGAACUGGUCACGAAUGGCAUUAUUCGGAAACACCCGGAGCUGAGGAUGAAGCAGUUCCUGGGCGACAAGGCGCUGACCGCUCGGGAUGGCACGAAUCCCUCACCGGGCGACAUCCGCCAGAUCCUCACCGAGUACUGCAUCCUGCCGCUCGGCUCGGAAGCCAUCCACAAUUGCACACCACUCAUACGCUCCAUCCUGCUGGCCGGACCCAGGGGAUCUGGGAAAAAGGCCCUGCUCCAUGCCAUUUGCAUAGAGGUGGGCGCCGUGCUGUUCGAUCUGACCCCGGCUAAUAUUGUGGGAAAGUAUCCGGGCAAAUCGGGCCUCAUAAUGCUAAUUCACUUGGUCCUGAAAGUGUCCCGGCUGCUCCAGCCUGCCGUCAUCUACAUGGGCGAUGCAGAGCGACCGUUCAUGAAGAAAAUUCCGAAGACGGAUCGCACGGAUCCCAAGCGCUUGAAGAAAGAUCUGCCCAAGAUGAUCAAAAACAUAGCGCCCGAGGAUCGGGUCAUUUUCGUCGGCACCUCAAAUCUUCCCUGGGAGGCGGACCAAAAGCUGCUGCAGUCCGUCUACAAUCGUUUUAUCUAUAUUCCACGACCGGACUAUGGAGCCAUGUCGCAUGCCUGGAAAACAUUGCUGCACGAUUACUCUGGUGGCAUCUCCAAUCUGGACACCAGCGCCAUGGCCAAGAUAUCCGAUGGCUACACCAUUGGAGCCAUCGAUGCCUGCCUUAAGGAGGUGAUGACCUGCAAGCGAAAGCUGCAGCUUCGCACUCAGCCGCUCACCAAUGCCGAGCUUAUAAAUGUCCUGUGCUCGCGUGAUCCUGUCUACCGCGAGGAGGAGGAAGCCUUCGAGUCCUGGUGGUCAAAGACGCCACUGGGACGCCGUCGUCAACGGUUUUUGGAGCUGGAAGAGGAGCGUUUGGUGGAGGAGCAGGCACAGGCUGCCAAGCAAGGAAAUGGCAACAAAAAGAAGGGUCCCAACUAAAAGGUAAACAAGAAACUAUUCAUCUUUAAGCUUGGUUUAUAAUUGAUGAA